Messenger RNA from Didymodactylos carnosus, 294 nucleotides. NCBI's taxonomy places the organism in Eukaryota, Metazoa, Rotifera, Eurotatoria, Philodinida, Philodinidae. The record is from the annotation of a GenBank genome assembly.
AUGUUUUGCUUAGUGUUGGGUAGUGUCAUGCUAGUUACAAUUCAAGCACGACGUGUCGCUAACGAUGAUAAUUUUGAAAUAUCAAAUUCAAAAGCACGAUCAUUUUUAGAUGAUAGUGAUGAUAAUGAUGCUGAUGAUUUGGCCAAUUAUUUAUUAAAACGUGCUUCACCGUCUACGGCGCAGAAAGAUUGUGUUAUGUGCAAAUUUAAUAUGGUUCCAUGCUGUAAACCUAAUAUAUGUAUCAAAAAAACACUCAGACCGGAUGAAUGUAUGGAGAUAAAAACUGGAAAAUAA